This is a messenger RNA of Penicillium verhagenii, 420 nucleotides long. RefSeq lists its product as uncharacterized. The record is from RefSeq and is a predicted model, not a curated record. Bases 1 to 420 code for a protein of 139 amino acids. The transcript has a single exon. Lineage: Eukaryota; Fungi; Ascomycota; Eurotiomycetes; Eurotiales; Aspergillaceae.
AUGGCUCCAGAGUAUCACAUCCAGGUCACGGACCUACCCUUUCCGCACAAAUACUACAUCGAAGCCAACAAGCCUAUUUACCCACCUCAGUCAGAAUACCUUGCCGGUCUACAACCUAUUCAAAAAGCAAUUUACGACCAGUGGCGGCAAAAUCGGUGGACAGACUACGACUGCUAUCGAUACUUCACAUGCGUUGAACGUUCCAUGGGCUUCGAAAGCGCAUGGCUUCGUCACAGAGGAUAUGAGGAACAGAAGAUUCAAGACUGGAAUGAGGCAUGCCAGGAGAUCUAUAUUGUGCCUGAGUUGAAAAAAGAAGACACCAAGGGUCAUCUGCUGCAAAUGGCUCUUGCGGCUCAGGAAUCGACUAUACGACGCGGGAGGGUGUGGGAGAAGAUUGAAGCGGGAGGACAACUGGAUUGA